AUGGAGGCACCAUCGUUUGUCAAGACAGCCUGGAGGCCACAAAACCGAAGGGCUUUUUCGCUGUAUUUCCUCGCCCUCAGCACUGCUCUCGCUGUCUUUGUGUUUCUGCUCCCCUCCUGGAAGCAAUUAAGCCGCCCAACCCCUAGCCAGCACGUCAUCUACUACAACAGCAGCGAGGCCCCAGAACUAAAUACCAUCGACGACUCACUUGCGCGCCCGAGUGCACCUUCCCCUCCACCCAAGGACUAUGCAAUCGGCAUCUUCCUUGGCGCAGACCACGACAAGAAAGAGUAUGACACCGACUACGCCGACUGGUACUUUAUCGGAGCCCGCAUUCUCGCCUACCAGCUCCUCCACUGUCCCGCCACCAAGCUCCGAACGCCCAUCCCCCUCGUGAUCCUUGUGUCCAAGGAUGUGUCGGAGCGCAAACGCCAGCGCCUGCGCGAGGACGGCGCCAUUGUCACCGAGGUCCAGCAUGUGCCGCAUAACCUCUCAGACAAGAUCACGACGCCGCGCUGGAAAGAGACCUUCACGAAAAUCCGCAUGUUCGACCCGGCCAUCAUGCCCUACAAAAAGGUGCUGAUGAUGGACACGGAUAUGGUCAUCACGCGGCCCAUCGAUGGAAUCUUUCAUGAUAAGAGCUCCACACCCGCAAAGACGCAGCUCGACAACGUAGAGCAGGGUGACACGGCGUUCACGGCGGUUUCCGAAUUCUCGAAAGAAUACGUCUAUUCGACCUCCCCCGAAACCAUGGACUACGACCACCCCUUCCCGUUCUAUGAUACGGAAAACAAAAUCCCCAACUUCAACAGUGCCCUGGCCCUGUACACCCCCUCCGCCUCUGCGUUCCAGUACUACCUGGAAAUCCUAGCCCGGCCAGAACUCUUUUUCAAUGCGCUUCCCGACCAAGACCUUCUCAACUAUGCUCACCGACGGGGAGGACCGAUGCCGUGGAAUACCUUGGACCCGACCUGGUAUAUCAACUGGCCCACCCCGGCAGAUAUCGAUGGCGGGAUGGCCAUUCUGCACUCCAAGUUCUGGUUCGAUGAGCAUUACCGCGAAGUGCAGGAAUACUGCCUUUCCCGCAGAUGGGAAAUGGAGGGCUAUUGGAUGGGGAGAGAGGGCAAGUCGCAUGCGAAUUAUGCCACGAAUAACCUGCUGGGGGAUUAA
Penicillium alfredii is the source of this 1170-nucleotide messenger RNA. RefSeq lists its product as uncharacterized. Gene Ontology annotation, biological process: protein N-linked glycosylation. The record is from RefSeq and is a predicted model, not a curated record. NCBI's taxonomy places the organism in Eukaryota, Fungi, Ascomycota, Eurotiomycetes, Eurotiales, Aspergillaceae. Bases 1 to 1170 code for a protein of 389 amino acids. Gene Ontology annotation, molecular function: glycosyltransferase activity. The transcript has a single exon.